AUGAGUUUUGCAAAUUUAUUACGAAAUUCGAGGGCUGUGUCUUUGACAAAAUGUUUCCCAGAGUCCAGUUCAUCUACGGCAAACAGCCUGUUCCCUUUGCAGCAAUCAUUAACAACAAAACAAGCAGAGGGAGCUCGCGGGGAUUGGGGCUGUAAACGAAAUUUACCCCGGGUGAAAACAAGAUUUAUUUCCGUGAAUGAGCUGGAUAGUGUAUACAAUCAAAUGGACUUUAAGUCAAGCGCACGAUUCGUUCGCCUUUUACGAAACUGGUUUGAUGCUGGAUUCGUAAGGGAUCCGGCAGAGCAGGCAAUAGCCCAGGAGUUGGCUAAGGACUCCAAAACAACUGAGCCAAAGAGUCACAAUCGAUUUGGUUCUCGAAGCCAAAAGUUGAAUGACUAUACUCCUAUAGAAAACCCGAAUUUCAGAAAAUUUAAUGUAGCCGGUGGCAUACAGUACAGUAACGUACCUUUAAUAACUUCACACGUUACACCCAAAUAUGAGUCUAAUAGUGGAUAUCACCAUCGAAAACUGACUGCACAUACCUUGAAUUCAGACACUUCUACCGCUCAUUAUGGUUUAGGCGGUUUGGUUCUUAGAUUACCCAAAACUCGCACCGUGUCUCGGAAUAGGACUUUCCCACUCUUUUCUAAGGAAUACCGUAUUUCGUACACAAUGUACAAAAAUGGACAACUUCGUGUUGCGCCUUAUUCAGGACCUUUCCUUGGAGGACAAGGAGUUUUUGCUAUGGAACCUGAUGAGCUGAACUCCUUUUUCUAUAAGGACUUGAAAGCGGUAGCUGAAGAGCCUGUUAUGGCAAACAGUGCUCAAAAUACAAGAAACAAUCUGGCAGUCAAUCUUGACGUUGAAGACGCAUCUGAUUCAUCACCUAAAACCUCGUCGUAA
Molecule: messenger RNA, 903 nt
Organism: Schizosaccharomyces osmophilus
Lineage: Eukaryota; Fungi; Ascomycota; Schizosaccharomycetes; Schizosaccharomycetales; Schizosaccharomycetaceae
Gene: mrp51
Product: mitochondrial ribosomal protein subunit L51-bS1m
Exons: 1
Coding region: 1-903 (300 amino acids)
Biological process (GO): mitochondrial translational initiation
Cellular component (GO): mitochondrial small ribosomal subunit
Molecular function (GO): structural constituent of ribosome
Source: RefSeq, a predicted model, not a curated record